AGAUAACAUUGAUCACACUGUUGGUCUUCAUGAAAUACAGUAGCGGCUCAGUGCGCAGCGAAUGGUGUGAAAAAUGUGCGGAAUUUGGUUUUUAGUAGUAAUAUUCAGUUUGAGUACAAGAGCAACCUAUGCUUUUCCGUCACCUCAAUUAACGUUACCACUGUCCGUUUCGUUCGGUGACCAUUCAUUGCAUUUUACGCAAGAGCCUGACGGCAUUCUCUAUGUCCUUGCAAGACAAGAUGGGUCCAAUUUCACGACAAAAGUGCUCGUUGGGGGUCUCAAUAUUACGAACGAUGACGCUACGCAGUACUCAAUCGGAGACUGCACCACGGCCAGCGAAGCUUGCAUCAAGUUGAUCGGCAAUGAUUUCGCUAUCACUCUGAAAACGGACGCCGUUGACAGCGAUAAAGCUUCCGAAACUGUCAAAGCGUACGUGACCAGCAGCCUGCCAGAUGCUGAGGCAGGUUUCAAAAUCAAGUUGGAAGAUGGUGUACAGUGGUUUGGUGGUCCGGAGGCGAAAUACCAAUUAUGGCCUGUCCAGGAUGCCGUAUGGAGCGCCUCCUCCUAUCUGCCGAAAGAGGAAGCUGCAGUUGCGAUCGCCGAACCCUAUUGGUUCAGCAGUGACGGAACUUUCAUCUAUGUUACACCCCAAACAUCACUCUUCGUAGAUCAGAACAGCCGAGAGGCCGGUUACCUCUAUCUCUAUGCCAGAAACAUUAGUCCCUAUAGAGAGCGAGAAAUCACCGAUAUCGAAUAUACGAUAGGAAAAUACGCAGAUCCGCGAUCUGCUCAUGAAGCAGCAGCCAAACUUUUUUUCCCUCGGCCGGCAGGAAUUCCGAAUGAAACUAUAAUAGCAAGACCGAUCUGGUCAACUUGGGCGCGAUACAAAGCAAACAUCAGCCAAGCAAUAGUUCGCAAGUACGCGGAAGAAAUUAUUGCUCAUGGGUUCACUUACAGUCAAAUUGAGAUCGACGACCUUUGGGAAACUUGCUACGGCAGUCUUACUUUUGAUACCAGUGCCGCUAAAUUUCCCGACAUAAAAUCCCUCACUGAUGACCUACACGAGCUUGGGUUCAUGGUCAGUAAUUGGAUAACACCAUUUAUUAAUUUAAACUGUAAAGUGCCAUACGCAGAAGCGAAGGAUAAGGGGUACUUCGUGAAAAGCAUUGAUGGGGAACUGAACACCACUUGGUGGCAAGGAACGAGUGCGUCUAUCAUCGACUUUACAAACGAGGCAGCAGUCGAAUGGUUUACCGCAAGAUUAGCAGCUCUAAAAAAGAGCGCAGGUCUUGACUAUUUCAAGUUUGACGCUGGAGAGGCAUCAUGGGUACCAGAUAUCGCAAAUCUCACGGGUGAUGUUAGGAAAAGUCCCGGUAUAUACACGAGCAAAUAUGCCAGAGCUCUUGCAGCUUUUGGAAAUGGCAUUGAAGUGCGCACGGGUUAUCAAACCCAGGAUCUCGAUAUAAUGGUCAGAAUGUUGGAUAAAGAUUCAAACUGGACUUUUAACAAUGGACUGCCGACUCUGAUCACCACUUUACUAGUAAUGAACAUGGCUGGCUAUGGGUUUGUUCUUCCGGACAUGGUGGGUGGCAACGGAUAUGUCAAUGGCGAACUUUUGACUACCGAAUUGCCGAGUAAAGAGCUUUUCAUUAGGUGGCUUCAGGCCAAUACAUUCAUGCCAGUUAUUCAAUACUCUUUUGUGCCCUGGGAUUACGAUAACGAGACCAUAGAGAUCUGCGCCAAGUAUACCAAACUACAUGAAAAGUAUGCUCCGACUAUAAUUGAGGUGAUGAAAGCUGCAAUUUCCAGUGGAGCACCUGUCAAUCCUCCAGUCUGGUGGGUCGACCCACUGAACAAAGACGCCUACAACAUUUCAGACCAAUUUAUGUUGGGUGAAGUGAUCGUGGUUGCUCCCGUCAUCGUGGAAAAUGCAACUGUGCGAGAUGUCUUUCUUCCUGCGGGAUCAUGGAGAGACGCUAAUUACAACAAUAUGAUUGUGGGUCCAACGUGGAUCAAGAACUACCCCGCACCUCUAAAUAUCCUUCCAUAUUUCGUCGAGGAAAAUUAUUUUCAGAGUUUGGGCCACAGUGGUGGCGCAUGUCUUACGUCUAGCGUGAUCGCUGUCUUAGCUUACAGCAUCUUAGCUUUGUUUGUUCGACUAUUUGACUGAUAAUGUACAUCAGAUGAAUAUAAAUUCUAUAAAUCGAGGUCAAA
Molecule: messenger RNA, 2214 nt
Organism: Athalia rosae (coleseed sawfly)
Lineage: Eukaryota; Metazoa; Arthropoda; Insecta; Hymenoptera; Athaliidae
Product: myogenesis-regulating glycosidase-like
Exons: 6
Coding region: 74-2170 (698 amino acids)
Biological process (GO): carbohydrate metabolic process
Molecular function (GO): hydrolase activity, hydrolyzing O-glycosyl compounds
Source: RefSeq, a predicted model, not a curated record